Messenger RNA from Phycodurus eques (leafy seadragon), 2091 nucleotides. Its product is annotated as ras-related protein Rab-26-like. Gene Ontology annotation, cellular component: endosome; Golgi apparatus. The record is from RefSeq and is a predicted model, not a curated record. The coding region runs from base 810 to 1550 and encodes 246 amino acids. The transcript is spliced from 9 exons. Gene Ontology annotation, molecular function: GTPase activity; GTP binding. Lineage: Eukaryota; Metazoa; Chordata; Actinopteri; Syngnathiformes; Syngnathidae.
CUGGUAAAAAAAUAAUAAUAAAAACAAUGUGAUAAAGUAAAAAAAAGUAAUUAAAAUAACAGGUUAACACACACACACACGGUUAACCAGUAAAAAUAAAUUGUUAACUUGAUAAUGGUAAAGAAGGGUAUAUGGUAAAGAAUGGUAAGCUAGUGGAGAAAAGAUGAACUGUUAAAAAUAAAACAGUUUAAUUGGUUGAAAAAAAACAUGGUAAACUGAUUUUUUAAAACAUGGUUAAAUGGUAAAAAAAAAAAAAUCAUUAAAAUGGUAAAUAAAUAAAUAAAUUUUUAAAAAGUACUGAAUUGGUAAAAAAAAAACACAAUAUGUUAAACUGAAAAGGAAUAUAGUGAAUAGGUUGAAAUAACAUGGUUUAUUGGUUAAAGAAAUUGUGAUUUGGUUAAAAAUGAAGACAUGGUUAAAAUAAAAUGUUGAAUGGGGGGGGGGCAUCUCAUUGGGUCAUAAAAUUGUUCUUGUGUUGCCCUCUUGUGGAGCUGCAUUGAAAUCACAUCUGAUGACGUUUCCCCCAGUGUUGCGUAACAGCGCCCUCUAUCGCGGUAUUGCUGUAAGUGUUGAAGGUGCGUUCACUUGCCUCAGCACUGCGUGUGUAUGUUUGCGGCUCACACGGAGCAAAAGCUACCGCGAGGAGGAAGAAAAACACACAUUCUAGACAUCCAGCUCGACUACAUCAAGAGUCUCUUCUCUUUUGGGGGGAGGGGGGGGGGGGCGCUUCAUUCAACUUUUGCAAUCUUUUCAAGAGCUAUACAAGGUUUUGGAAGUUGUUUUGCUGAAGUUCUUUUGUUUUUGAGGACAUGUCUCGCAAGAAGGCUACCAGGGGCAAAAGCACGGGCAGCCCCUCCGGGAAAGGCAGCGGCAAAGGUGCGAGGAGCAGCCCGGCAAUGGUGCACUUGAACGGGGUGGUCCAUCCCAGCGGACCCGCCAUCAGCAGCAGCGGCGAGUUUUACGACAUUGCUUUUAAGGUGAUGCUGGUCGGAGACUCCGGUGUGGGCAAAACCUGCCUGCUGGUGCGCUUCAAGGACGGCGCGUUCCUGGCCGGCAGCUUCAUCUCCACGGUGGGCAUCGACUUCCGGAAUAAAGUCCUCAGUAUCGACGGAGUCAAGGUGAAGCUGCAGAUCUGGGACACAGCCGGCCAGGAGAGGUUCCGCAGCGUCACCCACGCUUACUACCGCGACGCCCACGCUUUGCUUCUGCUCUACGACGUCACCAACAAAACAUCCUUCGACAACAUUCAGGCUUGGCUGACUGAGAUCCACGAGUACGCCCAACAGGACGUGGUGCUCAUGCUGCUCGGAAACAAGGCCGAUGCCACUCACGAGCGGGCGGUGAAGAGAGAGGACGGCGAGAGGCUCGCGAAGGAGUUUGGGGUCCCCUUCAUGGAGACCAGCGCCAGGUCAGGUCUCAACGUAGAGUUGGCCUUCACUGCUGUUGCCAUGGAGCUCAAGCAUCGUUCUGCGAAGGAUCCCUGCGAGAACUUUAAGCUACAAGAAUUUGUGAACAGUGAGGUUAAGAGCGCCAGCUGCUGCAGAUCUUAAAAGCGGCCAAGCCCCCCCCAAAAAAAUUGGAUUUUAUUUGUGGUUACGGGGGAACCAAUUAUCUACUCACGGGGGAAAGCAGACUUUGGAAAGAUAUGAUUAAUGCUAAUAAUAAUGUAUGACAUCUUGAUCGAUAAAUUUGAUUGAAGGUGUAAAUACUGCAUGUACAAAUGUUCGGAUAAACAAGACGGACUACAGAGUGUUUACAAUGUGAAGUAUUAAAACAACAAGAAUGUGUAUAUGGCUGUGUAUAAUUUGUUGUAUUUCAUAUCCAGUUGGUGGGUUGUGUUCAUUUAUAUGUUUAAUCGUUCCUACUUUUUCAUAAUGUAAAUUGAGUAGUAGUGCCAAGCAUUUUUUUUCAGUAAUGCCUGUAUUCUGUUGAAUUAAGUGUUAAGACCUUUUGUAUAAUGUUGGCUUUAGUCAUAGAAGAUAUGAAAAUAAGAACGGUCACAUUCGGUUUCUGUCAGUGUUCAUGCUAAUGUUUGGGGAUUGGUCACUUUUGAGUGUCUAACCAAGUUUGUACAAUAAAAGCAGAAGACAG